Messenger RNA from Ochotona princeps (American pika), 1799 nucleotides. It is a transcript of the gene SPAG6, whose product is annotated as sperm associated antigen 6. The record is from RefSeq and is a predicted model, not a curated record. Bases 134 to 1663 code for a protein of 509 amino acids. Gene Ontology annotation, biological process: neuron projection extension; epithelial cilium movement involved in extracellular fluid movement; sperm axoneme assembly. Gene Ontology annotation, cellular component: microtubule cytoskeleton; axoneme; sperm principal piece. The transcript is spliced from 11 exons. Gene Ontology annotation, molecular function: microtubule binding. NCBI's taxonomy places the organism in Eukaryota, Metazoa, Chordata, Mammalia, Lagomorpha, Ochotonidae.
GCCCGUCGGUUGCGCGGGUGACGCUUGUACACAGAAACGGAUCCCGUCGGCGGCACGGUGGUGGCUGCGGCAGUCCCGUCGCGGAUUCACGGGUUACCUGGGCGCAGAGGAGCCAGGAGCAGCGGCAAGCACCAUGAGCCAGAGGCAGGUGUUUCAAGUGUUCGAGCAGUACCAGAAAGCCCGCGCCCAGUUCGUGCAGAUGGUCGCGGAGCUGGCCAACAGACCCCAAAACAUCGAGAUCCUGCAGAACGCGGGUGUAAUGUCUUUGCUGCGGCCGCUCCUUCUGGACGUAGUCCCCUCCAUUCAACAGACGGCUGCACUCGCCCUUGGGAGGCUGGCCAACUACAACGAAGACCUGGCAGAAGCAGUUGUGAAGGGCGACAUUCUUCCACAGCUUGUUUAUUCGAUGUCUGAGCAGAAUCGUUUCUACAAGAAAGCAGCCGUGUUCGUGUUCCGCGCAGUCGGCAAGCACUCUCCGCAGCUGGCUCAGGCCGUAGUGGACUGUGGAGCACUGGAUAUCCUGGUGAUGUGCUUGGAAGAUUUUGACCCCGGAGUCAAGGAGGCAGCAGCCUGGGCCCUGGGAUAUAUUGCAAGACAUAAUGCAGAACUGUCACAAGCUGUGGUGGAUGAGGGAGCCGUCCCUCUUUUAGUCCUCUGUAUCCAGGAGCCGGAGAUUGCUUUGAAAAGGAUCGCCGCUUCAGCCCUCAGUGAUAUCGCCAAGCAUUGUCCAGAAUUAGCACACACCGUGGUGGAUGCGGGAGCCAUCGCUCACUUAGCCCAGAUGAUCGUCAGUCCCGAUGCGAAACUGAAGCGUCAGGUCCUGUCCGCACUCAGUCAGAUCGCAAAGCACUCGGUAGACCUUGCAGAGAUGGUGGUCGAAGCAGAGAUCUUCCCAGUUGUUCUUACCUGCCUGAAGGAUAAAGACGACUACGUGAAGAAGAACGCUUCUACGUUAAUCAGAGAGAUUGCAAAACAUACACCCGAGCUUUCCCAACUGAUAGUUAACAGAGGAGGAGUGGCUGCCGUGAUUGAUUGCAUCGGGUCCUGCAAAGGGAACAUAAGGCUGCCCGGCAUCAUGAUGCUUGGUUACGUGGCGGCUCAUUCCGAGAACCUGGCAAUGGCCGUCAUCAUUUCCAAGGGUGUACCCCAGUUGUCAAUCUGCCUGUCAGAAGAGCCAGAAGAUCACAUUAAGGCUGCUACCGCUUGGGCGUUAGGGCAGAUUGGGAGACACACUCAUGAGCACGCCCGCGCCGUCGCUGUCACCAACACUUUGCCAGUCCUGCUUUCUUUGUACAUGUCGGCAGAGAGCUCUGAGGACCUUCAAGUGAAAAGUGAAAAAGCCAUCAAGAACAUCCUCCAGAAGUGCAUCUACCUCCCAGCCCUCGAGCCCCUCCUGUAUGACGCACCCCCCAACAUCCUCAAGCACGUGCUGGAGCAAUUCAGCAAGGUGCUGCCGCAUGACAGUAAAGCCCGGAGACUUUUUGUGACAAGUGGUGGACUUAAAAAGAUUCAAGAGAUAAAAGCAGAACCUGGCUCUCUCCUUCAGGAGUACAUCAACAAUAUUAACAAUUGCUACCCAGAAGAAAUAGUAAGGUAUUACUCCCCUGGGUUUUCAGAUACACUUCUGCAGAGAGUGGACAGCUAUCAACCAUUUACUAAUUAAACAAAGUCGCAUCUUUAUAGCGAAACUGCAAAGCAUCCAUGAAAGACGAACAUGAAAGCUUUUUCUAAAUUUUGUUUUACUCACUGCAAGACACCUUUAGGUCAUCUUUUCUGGAUUAAUGCAGUACUUUAAAAAU